Saprolegnia parasitica CBS 223.65 is the source of this 1566-nucleotide messenger RNA. RefSeq lists its product as hypothetical. The coding region runs from base 1 to 1566 and encodes 521 amino acids. The record is from RefSeq and is a predicted model, not a curated record. Lineage: Eukaryota; Oomycota; Saprolegniomycetes; Saprolegniales; Saprolegniaceae. The transcript has 7 exons.
AUGUCCUGCGCGUUUUACCUUCCCGAGUGCACCCACGGCGCGCUCUUCCAGCCCACGUAUGUGCGAUGCCAGAAAUCCCAAGGCCAAAAGAUUCUGCGCUGCUUCCCGCACUGCUGCCCCCACCACAUCCACUACCGGAACUGUGGAACGGCCAUUUGUCUGGCGGUGCAGCCACGGUCCCAACUCGCGUCGUUACGUGCCGUGCUCGCGUUUACGACCGCCACCGACGAUGUCUUUGCGCUCCACGAAGUCGUCCCCAGUAGCUACUUCGAGGCCCACACCCGGUCGCGGUCCAAUAUAUUUGGCACGCUCUACGAAGGCCUCCGGCUGCCGUCGCUCGACACCGUGCGGCAUUUUCGCUUUGAUGAAAAACUCGUCGAUGGCUGGCACUAUGCAUGGAAGAGCGGCCGCAGCAAGGCCCAGCGGGACCUUCCCCACGUGCUUCGGGCAUACGUCUUUGAAGCCGCCCCAUCUAGCGACAACGAGUGGGUCCUCAUUGCGUCGGUUGCGUCAACGCCGUUUACGAUCGUGUCGUAUCGCGGGGAGCACAACAAGAAGAAGCGAGAACAGCUCCAGAGCGAAGACUUUGCGCCGCCCAGCACGAGUUCGGACCACUUGAUGGCCAUCUUGUCGAGUCUGCCGUCCAUCUCGUUGGAAACGACGCCACCGCCACUCCUCGAGUGGCUCCGCGCCCACGUGCCGCUACCUUUGCCCGUCGCGUCGUGGGGCAUGGAUGUCUUCGAGCGCAUGAACGACGUCUUGGUCGCCAACGCCGCCGCGGUCCUCGACAAGACCGACCUCCAGCGCGUCUACUACGAGUGCCUCAUGGAGCAAGUGCUCUUUCCGAUCCUGGAGGCGGUGCUGGACCAGCACCACGUCUCGGCAGUCGAGGUCGCGAGUACACUGCCACGCAACACCAAGAGCAACGACCACCAUUUCUUUGGCCGGUUUGUGGCGCAGAUGCGCGAGUCGUACAUUUUGACACAGACGCUGGCGCCGACGCGCUUCCGUAGUCCGAGCGCCGGCAGCGCUAUGGAUGGCACGUGGGUGUGGCAACAAGAAGCCACCGUCGUGCCCCACUGGGCGCUCUCGACGUCCCUCGUACACUACCUCUGCUUUCUCGACAACAUGUCGUCGUUCCAGCAGCGCUUCUCGACCCCAACGCUGCAUAUGCGGUCCAUGUCGCCUCGGUUCAGCACCGUGCCCUCCGAGUUUGUGUGCGACGCCAGCCCCCGCAGCCUGCGCGUGCUUCCGACCGGCGAGUCGUGCUUGGCCGACCUCGUCGUCGACUACGUUGGGUACUUGGGGCCGCACGGAGACGUGACGCUCGCGCUGUAUCUUUUGCAGCGCAAUGCAAACAUGUGCCUUCGCGCCGAGGUCCACAUCGCGCCUCGAGAUGGUCAGACAUUACUGUACACAGUGCGCGUGCACCGGGCCAAUGCCCCGUCGCCCGUCGACGACGCCUUCUUCGAUGCCGACGCGUCGACGCGCGUCACAAUGUACCAAGCGCAGUGGCCGCUCGCGCCUGUCGCUUCAUUGCACAUGACGUACACUCGCGCAGCGUGA